This is a messenger RNA of Talaromyces proteolyticus, 2095 nucleotides long. Its product is annotated as meiotically up-regulated gene 113-domain-containing protein. Bases 443 to 1891 code for a protein of 482 amino acids. The transcript has a single exon. Lineage: Eukaryota; Fungi; Ascomycota; Eurotiomycetes; Eurotiales; Trichocomaceae. The record is from RefSeq and is a predicted model, not a curated record.
UUGUUGUUUUUAUCUUAUUCAAACUAUAGCGAUGCGUCACCCGCGAAGUAAUCCGCCACCUAGCUGGAGGGAUGAUAUUGCAUCGCCAGGUACAGCCACAUUCUCGAGAGACUUUGCCCUGUGGCGGUGAGACUCGUGUGCCCAAUAGCCAGGCAGCUCGCAACAGCCUCACGUCUCGCCUCAAGGAAGUAUCACGAUUACACACUAAAGUAUAUCUCAAGACGUGUCUCGGACCUCUGCCUUUUGUCUUUGCUCGAGGUCUUUCAUCCGCGUUACUUGGGCAUGGUGCCGCCAUUCAAGUCAUUCAAGUGUGUAUAUCCUUAACAUGCAUGCAUCUUGAGCGAAGUUUUGGAAGUGCUAUAUCUGAUAUUGUCAACAAAAUACUGAGCAUCUGCCAAAUUUCUAGGCGGCUUGCGGUCUGGAAAACGAGCGAUCAUCUGCUAUGCCACAUUUCACCAACACGCCAGAAUCGAUACUUCCUCGAUCAGACUCGCGGAAUCCCGCCUCAACAUGCCGGGGUAUUACUGUCAACGGCAAACCAUGUCGCCGUUCCCUGGCAGUAUCGGCUCGAUCUGCUUCCUCUGGAGGAGUUGUUGCCAUGGUCAAGAGUGGGGGUACUAAACAGCCCGAUACAGCUGCAUUUUAUUGCUGGCAACACAAGAACCAAGCCCCCCAUUCCACCAGCAGUUUACCCAGAAAGCGACAGGCAGAUAUCGUUCCUAUAUCAGAAAGAACUAGCAUUGACGCUUUGGUAGAGCGAAUGGGUAUCCUCAAUGUCGGUGAAGAUCAACAAAAUCAACGAACGCACAUUCAGCCCUGUCCCAAACCACAGGAAAAUCGUUACGAAAAAGGCAACCGUCAUACUACGACCCCAGCCCGUCAGAAGGAGGCUUCUAUAUGUUGUUUUCGGGUCAUGGAUACAUCGGAGAGUCUGCCACCCUCGCGACAGGUUCCAGCAUCAAGGAAUAGUGGGCGAGAAAAACUGUCGACUGUUCCUCGUCCACCCAUGACCCCGCAACGACCUGUUUUCAUUAGAGGUACUGAUUCAGCAGGGUCAUAUAUAGUUCAACAGCGCCCUAUUCCAAGUUCUUCAGAAAGAUGGCCCAGUUCAUCUUCACAGCCAUCAUCCCGGCAUUCUUUAUCCCCUUAUCAAACCCCGACCAAGUCUGGAAAUAGUAGUACACCUACACGGCCGUCACUUCCAGGUACUCCCUUAUCGCCUUCACCACACCUUCAACCACUAUUCUCCCUGAUACCAUCUCACCUAAAUCCACAAACAGCGGCACUACUGCUAACGGAGCUCGCAAAACCCAUCUCGGAUGCCGAUGAAGAUGGCUACAUUUACAUUUUUUGGGUCACCCCACAGAGCUCCAAUGCUGUAGGGCAGCGACAAUCACGAGAUAUCGCAUCUAAUCUUUUGCCUCCUCCAGAUCGAAGGAUGCAUGGCCGAAGAACGAGUGAUGCGCUGCGUGCGGCACAAAGCGUUAAUCCACGCUGGAGGGGAAGUAACUCGCAGCCGGGUACCAUUCGUCUUAAAAUCGGCCGCACAAGCAAUGUACACCGUCGCUUAAAUGAAUGGUCCAAGCAAUGCUCUCAUGAUUUGACACUCAUUCGCUAUUACCCGCACGCUGUUUCUUCAUCAUCUCCUUCUCCAGCUGGAACUCCCGGCAGCAGCCACUCCGCAGAGCACGGUCGACGCGUUCCUCAUGUUCAUCGGAUAGAAAGGUUGAUUCAUAUCGAGCUAGCAGACCAGCGAGUGCGAGGCCAAGGCCGUUGCACUGAAUGUGGUAAAGAGCACAGAGAAUGGUUUGAAUUCGAGGCCACCAAGGACGCCUUGGGGCUAGUUGAUGAGUGUGUUCGACGAUGGGUUUCUUGGGGCCACCAGCACUAGAUUUACGAUUAGCAUUAAUGAUUAGCAUGGCGCGGCGCGAAUUUCUGGCAGGCGAAGUGGUUUGUGCUUCGAAUAUUGAGGUUAUUUUUGGAUGCAUCCUGCAUGUCUAUUGUUAAUUACAUUUAUGAGCCAGCCAAUAAUUCAAUGCAGAGUUUGAUAGAAAAUUCAACAAUUCCAGAUCGAGAUUUCGGAGUUUGUCUGAAU